UUAUAGCGGAACUGCGGUGGGCAUUCUGACACUGGGGAAACCGACUUGGUGUCACUGACAUCCCCAGUGACACCAAUAUAGUGAUCAGUGCUAAUAAAAAGCACUGACACUGUAUAAUGGCACUGGGCAGGAAGGGGUUAACAUGUGGGGCAAUCAAAGGGUUAAAUGUGUUGCUGGGUGUGUUUUUACUAACUGCUGGCUGUGUCAGUGUGCUUUGCUGUAAUCACACUGCUUUGGAUGGCUGUGCUGUGCACAGCCAUCCAAAGCAGUGUGCACGAGCUGACAGGGAGAACUGUUUCCUUUAC
Staurois parvus is the source of this 305-nucleotide messenger RNA. The record is from the annotation of a GenBank genome assembly. Lineage: Eukaryota; Metazoa; Chordata; Amphibia; Anura; Ranidae.